This is a messenger RNA of Tachysurus vachellii, 3349 nucleotides long. RefSeq names its product acyl-CoA synthetase short chain family member 3 (gene acss3). Bases 142 to 2175 code for a protein of 677 amino acids. Lineage: Eukaryota; Metazoa; Chordata; Actinopteri; Siluriformes; Bagridae. The transcript has 16 exons. The record is from RefSeq and is a predicted model, not a curated record.
GUUCUCCCACUGGCCUGUGUGUGUCUCCAGAUGUUCCUCCACACACCAGACACCUCCUGAUCUGCUGGGGCACUUUAACACGAGGUCAUUUAGAAGCAGAAUGUUUACACGUGUGAAGUGAAGGAGACAUUAAACACAAGGAUGUUGAUCUUCAGCAGGUCUUUGACUGCGUUUGGACGACGUGGUGCAUCUCAGCUUGGAGUAAACGUUCAGCACAGAUGUCUGAGGAGUUCAGUGAGCAGCUGUGUGACACGUUUAUACUCAGGACACAACAGUGUUUAUGAUCAACAGCUUAUUAAAGCUGUAGGGAAACCGGAAGUGUUCUGGGCUGAAGCAGCACAGAAUAUACACUGGUUUAACACAUGGACUGAAACUCUGGACUGUACGGACAAAGUGUUUCCUAAAUGGUUUAUAGGAGGAGAGCUGAACAUGUGCUACAAUGCUGUGGAUCGUCACGUUGAAGCCGGGAGAGGAGAUCAGAUGGCCAUCAUCCAUGACAGUCCUGUUACUCAGUCUAAGCAGCAUGUCAGUUACCGAGAGCUGCUGGAUCAGGUGUCUAAGCUGGCAGGUGUUUUGGUAAAGCAUGGUGUGAAGAAAGGUGACAUGGUGGUGAUCUACAUGCCCAUGGUACCUCAGGCCAUGUACACCAUGUUGGCCUGCGCUCGAAUCGGAGCUCCUCACAGCCUCAUCUUUGGUGGCUUUGCCUCUAAAGAACUCUCAGUCCGUAUUGACCAUGCUAAGCCUAAAUUGCUGGUGACAGCGUCGUUCGGGAUCGAGCCAGGUCGAAGGGUGGACUAUGUUCCUCUGGUGGAGAAAGCGCUGGAGAUGAGCAGCCACAAACCUCACAAAGUCCUCAUCUACAGUCGACCGGGCAAGGAGAAAGUGCACACACACCCUGAGCUGAGCCUGGACUGGGACGAGGAAAUGUCUUCAGCUCAUCCUCAUGACUGUGUGUCUGUUUCUGCUUGUCAUCCUCUUUAUGUCCUGUACACCUCAGGAACCACCGGCACACCAAAGGGUGUAGUGAGGGAUACAGGAGGCUAUGCAGUGAUGUUGAACUGGACAAUGUCCAACAUUUAUGGUCUGAACCCUGGUGAGGUCUGGUGGGCUGCGUCGGAUUUGGGUUGGGUCGUCGGACACUCUUACAUCUGCUAUGGUCCCCUUCUCCAUGGCAACACCACCGUGCUUUAUGAGGGAAAACCUGUGGGGACUCCGGAUCCUGGAGCAUUUUUCCGUGUCAUGUCUGAACAUGGAACAGCAUCUGUGUUUACAGCUCCCACUGCUAUUAGAGCGAUCAGACAACAAGACCCUCAUACAGAGUGUGGAAAACUGUACACACUCACCAGUCUCAGGUCGUUAUUUGUAGCAGGUGAGAGAUGUGAUAUUGAGACACUACAGUGGGCUAAAAAGAGUUUUGGAGUUCCUGUUUUAGAUCACUGGUGGCAGACUGAGAGCGGCUCAGCCAUGACAGCCUCGUGUGUCGGUUUGGGAAGUUCUCUAUCGCCCCCUGCUGGAACUGCGGGCAAACCUGUACCUGGAUACAACGUGACUGUGAUUGAUGAUGAAAUGCAACAGGUGAAGCCGAGGACACUGGGAAAUAUUGUGGUCAAGUUGCCUCUCCCUCCCGGUGCUGCUGUCUCUCUCUGGCAGAAUGACGAGCUCUUUAAACAACUCUACUACACCAAAUUCCCUGGUUACUAUGACACCAUGGAUGCUGGAUAUGUUGAUGAGGAGGGGUUCAUAUACAUUAUGUCACGCUCUGAUGAUGUCAUCAAUGUGGCAGGUCACAGGCUGUCCACUGGAGCACUGGAAGAGUGUGUGUUGCAGCACCCUGGGGUAGUGGACUGUGCUGUAGUGGGACUGGAGGACUCACUGAAAGGUCAAAUCCCUCUGGCGCUGUGUGUCCUCCGACACGAUUUUGAGAAGAAUAAAUCUGUAGUGAUGAAGGAGGUGGUCAGUUUGGUGCGAGAGAACAUUGGUCCUGUUGCUGCUUUCCGGAAAGUUCUGUUUGUCCGAGCUCUACCCAAAACACGCUCAGGAAAAAUCCCACGAUCCUCUCUGUCCAGUCUCAUCAACAACAAGCUGUAUAAGAUCAGUCCCACCAUUGAGGAUCCUGCAGUGUUUAAGACCAUAGAGAAGGUUAUGAAGGAACAUCUAAAAGGACCUGGACAUUAACCAUACACACACACACACACACACACACACACACACACACGCACACCCUUAGGGACUUUUGGGAUUCAAUCAGCACUCCUUGAACGAUGAAAUUUAUAAAAAAAAAAAAAAAAUCAUAAAUUUUCAUAAAAAAAACAAGGUGUCUUUAAAAUGUGAACUAGGUGAUUAAACUGUGAUGAUUCUGUCAGCUGAUGAUGUAAUGAGCCAAUGUUUAACAUCUAAAUACACAAUACUGUCUUUAAAAAAACGAACCCUGUGUUUAGAUAAAAGAUAGCUACGUCAGGUUUAGUCUAGCUUCAUUAGCUGAACUUUACUACAGUUAAGCUAAUAAUUAAGAUAAUUAGCAAGUUAUUAAGAAAUUCCACUAUGUGCUUUACAUGCUAGCUUCAGUAGUCUUACUUUAGCUUAACUUUAAUAGCGUGUGACUUGAUUUACUCCUUCAUUUUGUAACAACGCUUACUUUACUAGCCUUACUUUAAUCUUACGAGACUAAAUCUAAUAAAUCUCGUAAUUUUAUUGAAGUUUAUCUGACAAGCUAGAAAUUAGUUGAAGCAGUUAACUAGCUUAACUUAAUUUCAUCUAAGUAAUAUUUCUUUAACUAGCUUAACUUUACUAACAUUUACUUUGUGACGUGUCUCACUAGCCUAACUUUUUUAAUUCUGUUCAGCGAAGCUUAACUUUAUUAGCAUAAUGCUUACUUGCUAAAGGAAUUUGUUUAAGCUACUUGCUUUACUUUCCUAACAGCUAAACUUAAUCAUCUUAACGUUAUUAUCUAAACUUUCAUAUUUUUACUUGCUUUAAUGUACGUACUGCUAGCUUCUUUCUCUUAGCCUAGCUCUUGCUUUGCUAGCUGUAGCAGUGAUGUAGCAAGCUAACGUCACGUCUCUGUCUGUAAGGUAAAACCCACACCAGCAGACUGACACUGUUGUUUGUUGUAUACUGUACUUUUUAUUGACAAUAUUUUUUGAUCACCACAUAGUUUUGACCAAAAUACAAUCAAUAAUAAAUAAAAAAAAAAUGGACACAAAAUAAAUAAAAUGAUUCUCUGUAACGUGCAGAAAUAACUCAAAGACAGGAAAGAGGUUCUGUACAUGAGGUCACCCGGGCAACGCCUACAGAAAACAAUUCCACAUCUUUACACAGAAAUAAUAAAAUAAUUCACAGCAAGCAACAA